Messenger RNA from Microthlaspi erraticum, 1488 nucleotides. Lineage: Eukaryota; Viridiplantae; Streptophyta; Magnoliopsida; Brassicales; Brassicaceae. The record is from the annotation of a GenBank genome assembly.
AUGGCAAAGACAAAAGGAAAUGAGAGUAUGAAGAAGAAGAAGAACCCAUUCAUGGAACCACCAAAGAAGCAAAUCAAGCUAGGGAGUAGUAGCUCCAAUGCAAGAGCAGCAAUACCAACUUCACCACAUUCCAUUGAUGCAAUCAAGAACAUGUGGAGAGUCCAAGAGAGAGAAGAUGAUUGGGCACUUGUAACCUUUGUUGGAGAACAAAAUCAAGACCCAAGAAAGUGUAAGAAGGCAAUGGAGAAGGUGAACAUCGAGCCAUGUGUGAAGAUGGACACCCAAACCCUUGAUCUUCUCAAGAUAAGAGAUGAUGUCACAUGGUACAUAAGGAAGCUAGGCUUGAGCAAGCUCUUCAAGCUAGAAUGUAGUGAGUACUCACAACUCACCAAGGAGUUCCUCUCCACAGUAGCUCUUGCCUUUCCCAACCACAAUGGAGACCAACCAGCUGGUGAUGGACUCCUACUCUUCAAGAUAGGCGAUGCCAAUGGGCGCAUAUCCAUCUCAGCUCUAUGCCAACUCUUUGGACUUCCCAAUGAGACAGCACAUGACUUCAAGGAGAACUCAAAGAGGAAACAAGCUGCCUUUGCUGAUUGGACACACUUUGCCAAUGAACCAUUCUUGCCUUCAAGGUCAAAGGUGUCUAGAAUCACUCAUCCAGCCAUUCGCUAUGUGCACCGCCUCAUCUCCACCACUUUCCAAUGCAAACAAGAAGCCAACAAGGUCACAACUGAUGAGUUCUACAUCCUCACCACACCAUUCAUCAAGCAUGAGUACAAGGCCAACCUUGGACUUUUACUUGCCAAGACAUUCAUCAAUGUGAGGAAGCUAGCUAAAGACUUGGAAGGCAACAAGAAGCUUUGUGUUCGUUUUGGGAGGCUUAUCACGGCCAUAGUACUGCAUGUGGGGAUUGACAUUCCCAACUAUGAGCCACUACCCAAGCCAACCCCUUUGGAUCUCCAUGCUCUUCAGCACAUCCACUUCCUAAACCGUUGGACUAAAGACCCAACUCGGUUUUGCUAUGAGUUUCCAAUUGGUCCAGCCAACACUUCCCUUGUCUUGCUGCCACAUGAGACAUCCCAAGCCUACGCUCAGGAGUUGUCACUUUCCAGCCCAAUGAGGAAGAGUUCUAUGUUCCAUCAAGUGAGAAACCAUCAUUCCCCAUGCUCACCUAUCGCACACUUCAGCAUGCAGUCAAGACUCAACGCCGCUCCAAGAACGCCAUGUUCUCACUACUGGCAUGGCUGCGCACAAGCUCUAGACCGUGUUAACAAGCUGGAGAAGAUAGUGGAAUGCCAAUCUCGCUUCAUCUCACGCCUAGUCCGCGUAGUUCGCCACAUUGCACCGGAGAGACUCUUUCGCCCUUCUUCCACCGCUAGAGAGCCAUAUGAGCCUGACCUUGGUGAGUUCUCACUAGACUCAGAGCUUGGUUCAGAAGGCGAUGACCCCAUAGAUGAGGAAGAGAGUUCUUCUCACUGCCACACAUAG